GUGACGUAAACAGGAAGGACGCGACAGCGAAAGUGCACACACACACACACACACACAUGGUGUGAGGAGGCGGAGUUGGUAAAACAGGAGACACACACACACACAUGACAUAACACAGUCUAUUAAAAGUCCUCAUGUGCGAGAAGUCGCGCUAACGUCAGCCAGAGACGAGGACGGACGUUAUUUCUAAUGUAGCUUAGCUUAGCUUAGCUUAGCUACACGGUUGCUAGGUGAAGCUGAAGAUGGCUCAGCGGGUCUCCACGUCCUUCCUGCAGAGAGGAGAGGAGCACAAGAGGAUCUGUGUUUACGACUGCCGCGUAGAAAAUGGCAAAGCCACCCAGAAGUUUCUGGAGUCGAGUGGUUUGGACUUCAACGACUUUCUCAAACACCUGCACAAGGAAUUUAAAAUCGGAUCGCAUGAAACGUUUGUGGUCGCUACGACGGACAGGACAGUCCUGGAUUUUAACAAAUUUGAGGAGCUUCAGGAUGGCAGCACCCUGUACUUGUUGCAACACAAGAACCAAGCCCUGUCAGUGGCAACAGAGGAGCAGAUCAAUUACCUGCCCCAUUAUGAUACCUUGAUCCGGAGCGGCAUGUAUGAGUACUAUGCCAGCGAGGGCCAGAAUUCAUUGCCGUACGCGCUUGCUGAGCUGAUCGACAACGCUCUCUCUGCCACAGCUAAGAACACAGGAGUGAGGACAAUAGAGAUACGGAUGAUGUUUGAUGAAAGUCUUGGGAAGCCUGCAGUGAUUGUUUUAGAUAACGGGUGUGGGAUGACCUCUAAACAGCUCAACAACUGGGCAGUGUACAGACUCUCUAAAUUUUCCAGGGAAAACAGCAAAUUUGCAAGUCAGCAAGAGGGGUAUAUCCGGCCUGACCCUGUCCCUCGCAGCCUCAACAGCGAUAUAUCCUACUUUGGAGUUGGAGGAAAACAGGCUGCUUUCUACAUCGGAGAUUCAGCCAGAAUGAUGAGUAAACCAGUCAACUCCCCAGAUGUCCAUGAGCUGAUUCUGUCAAAAGACGAGUUUGAGAAAAAAGAGAAGAACAAUGAGGAUAUUUACAGCGGGAGGAUCAAAAACAGAAAGCCUGGCGACUCUAAACACAUCAAAAACGAUGACGAACACUUCCUCCAUGCCCUCAUCGCCGAGGAAUCUAGGAAGGAAAGCUUCACAGCGGUGGUCAUCAUGGGAGUGCAGCCCGAGCACGUCACCUUUCUGAAAAAGGAUUUCGAAGUGUGGGUCAGACAGCUAGCUCAUAUAUAUCACUAUUACAUUCAUGGAGUCAAUGGAAAUGACACAAGAAAGAACUCUAGAAACUCAAAUCAAACAAAAAUUAACAUUCAGAUCACUUUGCGAGAGAAGCCUCCCAAAUGUCCCCGUGUGAUGGAUCUGAGGGAUGUUGACAACGACAUGGAGACCCUGUACAUAAAUUCAGCUGCGGACACGUUUGAGUUCAAGGCGCUCACUGCACAAGACGGUGGCACAGUGGAAGGAGUCAUUCGGUAUCAUCCCUUCCUCUACGACAGGGAGACUUACCCUAAAGACCCUUGUGCUGAGCAAGCCUCUCCUGAUGCGGAUGAUGACGAUGAUUGUGCUAACGAGUCCGGAGUCCAGCAUCAGGCGAGAGGGAAAAAGGCGAUAUUUGACUGUUUCUGGAAUGGACGGCUCAUCCCUUACACCACAGUCUCUGAGUUUGACUGGUGCACAGAUAAAAAAUCAAAGCUGCCCGCAGAGUGUUACAAUCGGAUUUCAGGAGUGCUUUUCACGGAUGACAAAUUCCAGGUCAGCACGAACAAGCUGACCUUCAUGGACCUGGAGCUGAAACUGAAGAACAAGGACACUAUCUUCACACGCAUUGUUAACGGACAGUGUCCACAGGAAAAGAACAGUUCGGCAGAUUCCCCCCUCCCUGCUCAAGCGAGCAAGAGUGUGACAGGGAAAAAAGAUCAGUCAAAGAAAGCAGGUCUGCCACUACGUCCUUCCCCCAUCAAGAAACAAAGAGGUCACCUUCAGAAGGAGUUUACGAAGUGGCUAGAAAACUGUCACAAGAAGUUGGACAAGCAAAUCCAGUUCAAGGGCUACAUGGAGACCAUAACACGAACAGAAUUGCCGAAGAAGAUGCAGGAAUUUUGGGCGACGUUCUCCUCCAUCGUAUGGGACAAGAAAACUUACACGACAGGCGAUCUUGUGAAGUCUCAUAAAACGGGGAUCAAUCUGUACGGUGUCGUGGUUCGGUUUUUACUGUACGGAAAUCACAAAGAAGACGUGUUUGCCACAGCAGGAUUCGUUGAACUGGCUCUGGAACCCAAAGCACUUUACGAUAAGGUCAGGAUCAUACCCAUUUCGAAGAUUGACCAGACGGCCACCAAAGAUGCCAUCAUAAAAAACAUCAACAAGGACCUUGCCAAACUUCCAGAGAAACUUAAGGUGGACUGGCCUGACCGUAACCCCUGGCCACAGAAUGCCAUUCGUCCAGCUGGGACUGUGUUAGGGCCUUUCAGAAUCGAAAUUCUUAACAAGAAUGAGGACUCAUUAAGCAGGAUGCCGUCAGUGGGCCAAGGACCAGUGAAAAAACUUCUUGUCGUGCUCAAACUAAUCCACCAUGGUGCUAAAGGGGAUCAAGAGAUUGCCUCCUUCACUGCCUCACAUGGAAAGUGGGCCUAUUGGUUCAAAAGCUUUGAGAAUUUGACCAACCUGGGGAAGUAUAGUCUGUGUCUGAACACUGCGAUAAAUGAAAGUAACGUGACCGUCUUCGGAGGCAGCGAGCUUCCAAGCUACAAACUCAAUUUCACCAUCAAAGAGGGCAGUGCUGAGAGUUUCGUCAUCGAUGUGGCAAGCCCCUCUCUUAAUGUAGGAACGCCAUUCGACAUUCCUCUGCGGAUAAAAGAUGCGUAUGGCCACCCAACGACGCCUCCACCCAAUCUCAAACCUGUACUUGAAUGCAGUGGCCUGGAGGUGAGUUAUGAGAAAGUGGACAGCAGCGGAACCACGUUCACCAUCAGAAGUGUCAAAGCAAGAGGAAGAGUCCAGAAAGAAUCAAAGCCAUUCGACCUGACUGUGACGCUGCCUGGCAUGAAAACAGAGACACAGAUUAUCAAGAUAUUUGUUUAUCCCGGUUUGCCACACUCCCUCCAUGUGAUGCCAGAAGAAAACCCAAUCAUAGCGGAGAACGGAAGCCGUGUCGAGUUUAAUGUUGAAAUUCACGAUGAGGCUGGAAACAUCACCGCUCACCCCAAACAGACGGUUCGCUGCCAGGUUCAUGGGUAUGCACCGGACGUUAUCGACUGCAGCAGCACAGGAACUGGACAGUUUGUGACAAGGCCCAUCAACCUGAAAAUAAUAAAGGGAGAACCACAAAAGCUCAAAGUUCAUUUUGAGAUGUCUAAUCAGAAAAACAUUGCGGCGGUUGUGAGGGAGCUGAAGGUGAUUCCCAGCACACGAGUGGCCACGAUGGAGCUGUACAGCCAAGUUGAUGAGAAUCUGGUGCUGAGGAACAAGGAAAAGAUCGAGUGGAUGGCCGGAGGCUUGCUGGAGAAUCUGUUUUAUAGGCUGUAUGAUGAGGCUGGUAGAGAGGUACCGCUCACUGCUGAAAUAGGCUCCAAGAUCAAGGUAAACUGGACAGGAGACGCAAAUCUGGCCGAUUUGGUUCAGGGGAAGCUUCCUGAUGUUCAGGUGCCCAGGCAGGUGCAAAAAGAGCACUUCUACCAGGUCUCCUACCAAAACCAGAGUGUGUCUGUCUCCUUUACCAUAACGCCUCGCCCGGAUGAACCAGCACGCCUGAAAGUAACUCUGCCCCAGAGCACGUUGAGGUUAGGUGAAAUCCUGCCUGGAAACAUCAACUUGGAGCUUGUGGACCAGUAUGACAAUGUAACCAAGUCGCUUACCCCCAGCUGUGUGAACCACAUGAGCGUGAAAGCUGACGGUCUGGACACAUCGGCUGUCGCCUUUACGUGGCAGGAGAGCUGCUGUUCUGUUCUGGUAACGGGGAUUCGGUUCCAGUCUGGGACUCUUGGCCCCAGAGAGAUCUGCUUCACCUACAAAAGUUAUGUGGAGCGGGUCAUAGUAAAAGUCACCGCUGGAGUACCUGCACAGCUUAAACUAGUCAGUGAGCCGGAGAAGCCUUUGCAGGUGUUGAACGACAGCGGCAUCCCCACGCCGUUUCUCAUCCAACUAUGCGAUGAGUGGGGAAACCCCUCUUCAGACCGCAGGGUUGUUGUAGAAUUGAGGUCCUCACCCCCGACACUGAAGUUGACGACCGCUGUUACCUCACAACCUGUGAACGCUGAAGGGAAAGCCUCUUUCACUGUCACCAGUGUGAGCGGACCAAAGGGGUACUAUCAGCUAGAGUUUAGGGGGUCCUUCAACAAGAAACCCAUCACCGGUCCAUCAGUGAAUAUCACCGUACUCCCUGAUCCCACCAAACCUGUCAGCCUGACAGUGAAGUAUGACACCAACACCAAGUUUCCUGCUGGAGGCAAAUUUCCAGUGUUUUUGGUGACCGUGUUGUCCGACGAAGGAAGCCCGAUGAUGACUUUUAACCCCGCGGCUGUGACCAUGUUUCUGUGGAGGGGGGGAGCGACACAGAACACGCCUCCACAAGGGGCCACUGAGCUGAGGUGUAGUAAACCCAUGGAGAAUGAGAAGAACGACUGCUUUUACUUCAGAGAUAAAGAGAUCCCAGAACACACUGGAAAGCACACCAUCCAGUUUUCUCUACAAAUAGCCAAAGACAAAUUCCUGUUCAGUAAUCAGAUUAGUGUAAACGUGGUGGCCAAUCAACCUGUCAAACUGGGACCUGACUCUCAGCCACCGACCCCAGUUGUUUCCUACAGCAAGGCCAUUUCCAGCCGGACGUUGGUGGAGAAUAUGACUCUAAGGAUAAUGGACUCGUAUGGAAACCCAGCUGGGGAGGAUCUGGAUGGGACGGUGAAGGUUUCUAUAAAGAACUGUAGUGGAUACAACAACAAAACGCUCCCUUUGUUUGAAGGCAAAGCCAACAGCGUUCAGUUUAGCUUGGCGAAAGGAAAGGCCGACAUCAACAGGCUGGCCGUCAUGGAGAACAGCCCGGGUGAGAACGGCAGUUCGUACAUCCUCCUCUUCAAACCUGAAGUGAGGAUGCGUUCCACACCCCUCGAUCCCUUCGAGCUCCGCUUCGAAUUUUACAACGACGUGGAAAAGCAACAGAAAAUGGCAGAGCUAACGAGGAAGAGAGAUGAGCUCAUAACUGCUAUCGAACAUUAUAAAGACAUCUUCUUUAGAUAUGAUGAACUACGUCAAAUGUUGGAGGCUCAAUACCAGGAAGCAGCUAAAAAAGAGACGCACCAUCGAAUCGAGCUGCAAAGUAGGAGCGUGAACAUCAAGCAACCUGUAACCCUCACUGCUAUUGAUAGACUUUUAGCAGAGAAGAAAGCUGAUGUUGACAGGAUCGAGAAAGCACCCAGAAGAGUCUGCGUCAUCCGCGAUCACUUCAAGGGGCAGCAGGAUGUUUUGGGGAUGGUUGGCCACUUGGCGUACGUGCAGGAUGAUGCUGCUGCGAGGGUCAUCUCCUGGCACAUCAGGGGGGACAUGGAUUGUGUCAUCACCAAAACGUCAGAAGCGGCGCGGAGGAUCUAUCGCGACACACAAGGCAGGCAGCAGGUCAUGGCCCUGGACAGUGUGUUUGUGACACCAGGCGACAGACUGCUGCCACACAUAAGAAACGGACGCAAUCUCUUUGACCCCCCUGGGAAUCCAGUCUACGCCAGAAAGCUCCUGAUUUACCCCCAUGACCAUGAGAGCUGCGACAUCGUUUUUAAAAACAUCCUCGGAGAUACUAUCCUGAUAGAUGACCUGGACUCUGCAAACAACUACAGGAGGGCGGUGGUCCAGAAUAAGACCCAGUGUCCCACCAUCCUGACCAGACAGGGGGACCGGAUCAGUUCUAGGGGAAAGUUCGGAGGCACCCAAAACAAAGCCCCGGACAUCAUGUCACAAGUGUUUGGAGCCCCUUACCCAACACAUUACUACACUCUUAAAGGACAAAUAGACCGGCUGAUUCAGUAUCACUCGAUUGUGGUGAAGAGGGAUAACGCAGCAAAGGAAUGCGAGGAGCACAUGAAGAACAUGAACUCACCUGAAAUGCAACAAAAGCAAAAAGAAAUGGAGGAAUUCAAUCGACAGCUGAAGGAUAUUGACAGACAACGUGCCUCUAGACCAGUAUUACCCGUGAAACGACAUCCUGAAGAUGCUACUGAGCCAUCCGGCAUCAUGACAAAGAGACAGAAGUAGAGAUCCACAAAAGAAGCUGACUGGUUCUACGUUAUAGUUUAAACCAUAUGCCUCUUUGGUACUUUUAUUUUAUUACGCAGAUCACUGACAUGUUAUUCAUUUUUAUUUGUACAGUUCUGUGUUUUUUAUCGUUUUAUAAGUUCUUAUAGCAAAGUUCUGUCCAUGCAUGUUAUACAUAUGUCCAACGAAUGUAUUGAAAAAUAUAUAGAUUUACAAAGA
Molecule: messenger RNA, 6485 nt
Organism: Larimichthys crocea (large yellow croaker)
Lineage: Eukaryota; Metazoa; Chordata; Actinopteri; Sciaenidae
Gene: smchd1
Product: structural maintenance of chromosomes flexible hinge domain containing 1
Exons: 49
Coding region: 243-6266 (2007 amino acids)
Biological process (GO): double-strand break repair; chromosome organization
Cellular component (GO): chromosome
Molecular function (GO): ATP binding; protein binding
Source: RefSeq, a predicted model, not a curated record